This is a messenger RNA of Neoarius graeffei (lesser salmon catfish), 1136 nucleotides long. RefSeq names its product heat shock factor binding protein 1b (gene hsbp1b). Gene Ontology annotation, molecular function: transcription corepressor activity. The coding region runs from base 579 to 809 and encodes 76 amino acids. Gene Ontology annotation, cellular component: cytosol; nucleus. The record is from RefSeq and is a predicted model, not a curated record. Lineage: Eukaryota; Metazoa; Chordata; Actinopteri; Siluriformes; Ariidae. Gene Ontology annotation, biological process: cellular heat acclimation. The transcript is spliced from 4 exons.
UGAGAUUAUCUGUAAUGCUUCAAAACGUUGCAAAGCUGAAAUUCCUUCCAAAACAAGGGUUUGUUGUGAUCUCGCGAGACUUCCGGACAAUCUCGCCGGUUUAAUCAACAGACUGGAACUAUCGAGUGAAUUUAAAUCGCAUCGCUGUUCUGUUUUUGUUUGUUUGUUUAUUUACUUACUUACUUUUGCAUAAACACUAAUUAUGGCAGAGACGGAUCCGAAGUCAGUGCAGGAUCUUACAGCGGUGGUGAGUUUCAAACAUUGGUUUGUUUAACUAGGCGAUGCUAGGCUAGUUAAGCAAGCUAGCUUGCUAGCAUAACAAAUGUCCCAGGCUUUUCUUUUUGUUUUUCUUUAAACAGUGCGUGUAAAUGCUGUGUAAACUUCCAUGAGAUUAUCUGUAAUGCUUCAAAACGUUCCAAAGCUGAAAUUCCUUCCAAAACGAGAGUUUGUUGUGAUCUCGCGAGACUUCCGGACAAUCUCGCCGGUUUAAUCAACAGACUGGAACUGUCGCGUGAAUUUGAAUCGCAUCACUGUUCUGUUCUUUCGUUCGCUUUUUUUUAUUUGCAUAAACACUAAUUAUGGCAGAGACGGAUCCGAAGUCAGUGCAGGAUCUUACAGCGGUGGUGCAGACGUUGCUGCAGCAGAUGCAGGACAAAUUCCAGACCAUGUCAGAUCAAAUCAUCGGGAGAAUUGAUGAGAUGAGCACACGAAUCGAUGACUUGGAGAAGAACAUCGCUGACCUGAUGACCCAGGCUGGGGUCGAGGAGGCAGAAGGAGAGAACAAGGCCAAAGAGGCUGAGGCUUCUUAAUGAAGGUCGUCCGCUAACGACGGAGUAAAGGAAACUCUUCGAGAGCAGCAACCUUCCCCAGUAGUGCUGCCUGCUUUGAUUUGAUGUAUUGUUGUAUAGUUUUUUAUACCGACUUCAACUAAUCCUAAUGGAUAUUCCUGAUGGUGUUCUCUAAUAUUUAGGUUUUUCCUUAUGAACAGUGCAUACUUUUUUUUUUUUAGCCUGCUUUAAGGCCAACCAGCUACACGGCUGAGGCCUGUUACUGUAAUAUGAGCACUAUCUAUGUGCCAAACAAACCCUGUUCUAAUUUCAGCUGAGUUUGUGCUAUUAAAAUGGUUUCAUACAAAA